Molecule: messenger RNA, 1057 nt
Organism: Eruca vesicaria subsp. sativa (arugula)
Lineage: Eukaryota; Viridiplantae; Streptophyta; Magnoliopsida; Brassicales; Brassicaceae
Source: the annotation of a GenBank genome assembly
CUUCCUCAAGGGUUUGCUUCAAUUUCAUAUCCGACCCAGAAAUCUCGCUUCUUUUUUUUUUCUUUUCUUGAAGAACCACGGCAUCAGAACCAUGGCGUGGAACGUGUUCAAGUUCUGCACAGCACUUCGCGCCUUGGGUUCGAUCAUGAUCCUUUUCGUUAUCGGUAUCAUCGGAUUCACUUACUACGCCGUCGUACUCGUGAAUUACGGACCGUCUCUGUUACACGGAGGUCUCGAUUCGUUUAUAGCUCUUCUCGUUUUAGCUCUGUUUCACUUCCUGCUUGUAAUGCUACUAUGGAGUUAUUUCUCUGUCGUUGUGACGGACCCUGGUGGUGUACCACCGGGUUGGAGGCCGGAGUUAGACAUAGAGAAAAGCGAUGGAAAUGAAGCAGCUAUUGCAGAAGCAAGCCCACGUUCGGCUGGAGAUUCCUCUUCUCAUAUUUUUUACACAUUUCUUGAGACAACGGUAGUUGCUGUAUCACUGUUUCCAGUUUUCCUCGUAUUCUUUACCGAUGGAGAGGAUGAGAUUACCAUAUCACUAGGAAGCCUAGCAUCUACCUUUAUUGCAUUCAUAUUGAACAUAGCAUUUGCGCUAAGUGUCCUAGGCUUCCUAAUCAUGCACAUAAUGCUAGUCGCUCGUAACACCACAACUAUUGAGGCAUAUGAGAAGUAUACAGCUCCGAACUCUCCUUAUAACCUUGGUCGUAAGGCAAACUUUGAACAGGUUUUUGGGAGGGAUAAAAUGUAUUGGUUCGUGCCAUUGUACACAGAAGAGGACACGAAGAGGUUGCCGGCACUUGGAGGGUUAGACUUUACGAGCAGGUUGGAGGAGGAGUCAGAGCCGCUUCAGUCUCUAUGACCUUAAAACUACAAAACUUUUGGAAAUGGGUCUGUGUGUGUAUUAAAGAUUAGUGUUUUUUUUUUUAUAAUGGAAUUUGAUAUUUAGUGUUCAUAAGCUUAUUAGCAGAGACAACAUGUUCAAUAUUUUUUGGAAUUCUUAGCUGAAUAUAUUUUUAGAUUUAUGUUUGGUAAAUUUUUAAAAAUAUUUGACCUUUAC